AUGCUUCAAAUGGACACAGAAGAGCAAGGGGUGUGGGAUGAAAGAAAAUGGAUUGUGAACGAGUCUAGCAUCAUGCAACUGUUUAGAACAUGUCAUAUAUGUGCCGCACAAAUCACGGAUAAAAAAGUGACAACUACAGGCAGCCAACUAAAGAUUGAAUGGACAUGUUUGAAUAAUCAUCAUGGCAAGUGGGCAUCAUGUCCUGAUGCAAGAGGAAUGGCACAGAAUAACCUGCUUGUUUCUGCUGCUACGCUUUUCUCUGGAACAACUUUCACUGAAGUACACGAGUGGGCCAGCAUCCUAAACUUGCAACUCUUGAAGAAAUCGCAGUACUACUCCAUCCAAUCCGACUACCUUAUUCCAGUAGUACACUUUGCAUACAAAGAUCAUCAUGAGAAUCUCAUCAGGCGACUUAUUAGACAAAAGGCUGAAGGCGAGUCCAUAGAGCUGUGUGGAGAUGCCAGGUCUGACUCACCAGGCUACAGCUGCAAGUAUUACACCUAUUCGUUUCAGCUUCUAUCCAGUAAUGAGAUCAUUCACUUUGAACUACUACAGGUAACGGAAGCUAGCAGUUCAGUUGCCAUGGAGUCCCAAGGCUGUAGGAGGGGCCUCAACCAUCUAAUUUUCAAUGAAGGAGUAGAUAUAGACCUCUUCACUACAGACCGGGCCACAUCAGUUCGGAAAAUAAUGAGGGAGGAAUUCCAGAAUGUUCACCAUGAAUUUGAUCUUUGGCAUGUAUCAAAAGGCAUAAAGAAAAAACUGGUAGCACUCGCCAACAAAAAGGAAAAUCGGGUCCUGCAGGGCUGGAUUCGGGCGAUCCUCAAUCACUUUUGGUUCUCAUGCUCAUCUUGUGGUGAGAGUGCUGAGGAACUGAAGCGACGGUGGACCUCAGUCCUCCACCACAUCUGUGGGGAGCACACAUGGGAGCAAGAUGGAAGAAAGUGGGCAUGCCCUCACCCUGCUCUAAACCCAGAUCAGCAAAGGACAAAGCGAUGGCUCCAGCCAGAGUCUCAAGUGUUCAAGUCUUUACGGAAUAUUGUUGAAGAUAAAAGACUUCUGAAAGACCUUGAACAGAUGACUCGCUUCAAACAUACAGGAUCUUUGGAGGUGUACCACAACGUUAUGCUAAAAUAUCUGCCUAAACGACUGCAUUUUCGGUACGACACCAUGGUAGCCCGAACACAACUAGCCAUCCUGGACAACAAUUACAAUGUCGGCCGACAGCAGACAGAGACUUCUGAAGGACUUCCAAGAUACAGUAUGGUGUUCCCAAAACAGAGCAAGGAAUGGGUAGCCAAGAAGAUCUAUGAGCCUACAAGUCAGUACUUCACGCAACACCUUGUGAAACUCGUGUUGGAGAGAAGGGAGGAAAGAACACCGGAAGACAUACCACAUGUCCAGCGGCCUGCAAACAUUGCCACUAAGGAGAGACCCCCCAAGGAAGAUGUAAUCUGGAAACAUCAAUCCAGAUUCCCUUGCCACACUGAUGCUUGA
This is a messenger RNA of Gadus chalcogrammus (walleye pollock), 1494 nucleotides long. RefSeq lists its product as uncharacterized. Bases 1 to 1494 code for a protein of 497 amino acids. NCBI's taxonomy places the organism in Eukaryota, Metazoa, Chordata, Actinopteri, Gadiformes, Gadidae. The record is from RefSeq and is a predicted model, not a curated record. The transcript is spliced from 7 exons.